Porites lobata is the source of this 418-nucleotide messenger RNA. The record is from the annotation of a GenBank genome assembly. NCBI's taxonomy places the organism in Eukaryota, Metazoa, Cnidaria, Anthozoa, Scleractinia, Poritidae.
AUGGACUUCAAUCCAGACAAUGACAGAAUAAAUGACAGCAUCAUUGAUCACAUAAAAACGUGUUUUUCUUGUGCUCUUCACCACUACAAAAACAAUGUUGCUGGCAUUAUUGAGGGAAUUGGGGCUAUUGUGCCAUACAGCUUUAGGGAUCACACUAAGUAUAGACACUGGUGUAAACAUAGCAAAGACCAAAAAGGUGAAAAAGUUGUGCAGUGGAAAAUUAAGGAAAUUUCUCAACAGCUUGUUGUAGCCUUUUAUGCUGGAUGACGUCGCAACGAAACUGGCCCCCCUUGGAUUGACAUCAAUAGCAUUGUGGGAACAAAGAACUCAAAGAAACGAUUUUACAGAGGACCAGAGAGUGGUGACUACCGUGUGUCAGCAGCAGUUGCCCAGUUCAAUGAAGGACAUGAAUAUAUGA